AUGUGCGCCCGAAGGAGGAUUUCAGUUCAGUUUUGCAUCUUUUGCCGUGAAGAAAGCCCGCGUUUCGCCUCUCCGCAGAAAUGCCAGGACAUUCUUGACUGUGUACUUUCCUCCCAUUUCGCUUCCCUCUGUGUCUACUUGAACGUGUUCAUCAAUCAGAAGGAGAUGAAGAAGUUAAUGGGACUCGAUGCUGAGUUAUUUUACGUUCACGAAGGAGUGGUUAAUACAUAUGCAAUGCUUUUCGUGGUUCCCGUUCCAGCGAAUGUAAAUGACUUGGAGUUUUCUUGGCAAAGCCUUGUCGAACAUCCGCUCUCCUACUCCAUCAACAUCGACUACGCCACGGAGUUGGGUGCUCUGCUGCCGCCAGAGCUCAGCAUUCCCGCCAGGGGUGUCGUUCCCAGAGUCCAGGACACUUUCACAGUUCAUUUGCCGUGCUCCGGAAAGGAGUCCGAGGAGAUUCCAGUGGCCAUUAAUCUUCAUAUCCGGGCGCCUUCUCGCCGAAACGACACCCGCCUCAAUUUCAAGCGCAAUAAGAUCUGCCUCAAAGGACUCAACUCCAUGUCGCCGUCGCCGGCCAAGGCCCCGUCGCAGACCUCGGCGCUGCUGGGCGCCGUGGCGUGCGCCCUCGGCCUCGUGCUGGUGAUUGGCCUCAUCGCCAGCGCCAUGUACAUCCGGGCGAGGAAGCAGAUCCGACAGGACUCGCUCCACACCAGCUUCACCACGGCGGCAUACGGCAGCAAUCAGAAUGUAUUCAUCCGCCUGGAUGCUGUGGGACGCCCGGCGAGCAUCAACAGCGACUCGUACGCAACCAUCACCAGCCUCAAUAAAUUCCCGCUGGCGGAGUCGAAGAAGAACUGGCUCGGCAAGCCGUCCUCGCCAUCGCCAUAUGCCACAGCUCUACUGGCUCUGCCGCAGGCACAAGAGGUGGCAGAGACGAUCUACUCCAAGCCCGAAUCUCUCUGCCCGUCUCGCGUCUCCUACUACGCUUCUUCUCAAUUGACUCAGAUUUGCAGCCUGUCGACGCCGCGCAGCUUUCACAGCAACGUGUUCGACCCGAAGGACAAGCUGAGGCGCGUCGCCGUGCCGCAGGGAACCAUCCACUGCCGGGACGUCGUCCAGGAGGGAACAUAUGGGCGUAUCUACAGCGGAAUCCUCCAGAACGCGCUGACUGGAGAGGCGCACGAAGUGCUCGUAAAGACUGUCGUAGAUGGUGCUUCUCUGACACAAGUUGCCUUUUUACUGACUGAAGGUUCCAUCCUCAUGGGAGUUUCGCAUCCCAAUCUGCACAGUCCCGUGGCGGCGUGCAUGGAACUGCCAGGCCCACCCCAAAUCGCCUACCCGUGGCCGCUCAAUGGGAACCUCAAACUUUAUCUGCAGAAGAGCCGGGAGAAUUCCAAUCCUCCGAGCACACAUCAAUUAGUUGAGUUUGGCUUGCAAGUCACCAGAGGAUUGGCCCAUCUGCACUCCAUCGGCAUUCUGCAUCGCGAUGUGGCCACGCGCAAUUGCGUCAUCGACGCUGAGAUGAAUGUGCGAAUUUGCGACAGUGGCUUGUCCAGGGAUCUCUUCCCAGACGACUACCACUGCCUGGGCGAUAAUGAGAACAGGCCCGUGCGAUGGCUGGCCCUGGAGACGCUCCAGAAGAAACUCUUCGUGAUAUCGAGUGACGUCUGGAGUCUGGGAGUGCUGUUUUGGGAGCUCACGACGCUGGCAGCGAUGCCAUACGAGGAAGUCGAUCCUUUCGAGUUGGAGGCCUAUCUCAGGGACGGGUAUCGAUUGGCCCAACCCGUCAACUGCCCUGAUGAAUUCUACACUGUGAUGUCGUGUUGCUGGCUUCAGGAUCACGCGCAGCGACCUUCUUUCCCACAACUCAUUGCAUAUUUGCAUGACUUUCACGCGGAUUUGGAAAAGUACAUCUAAGAGUAUAUUCGUAGACACGCACACACAACUUUAUCAAUAGAACCAUUAAUAUUUCAUGUAUCUGAAUAUGAUAUUACUAUGUAAUACGAUGUUGUAACUUCCAAAAUAACCCAUCAUUCACCACAUCGUAACCCACUAUCAACUAGUCAAAGCCAUAUCUUAACACAGUACACUAAAAGUCUAUAGCUAAAUAUCUUCCAACAAAAGGAACAACCAUAUACCAAAGAGAAGCAUUUUGGAAGACAAUAAGUAUCGUUAAUUUAAUGGACGUUCAGAAAUAUGUAAGUUUGAAAGAGAUGUUAAUAUGGAAAAAUGGGAAUAAAACACUUUGUCUUCAGAUCAUCGCGCGAAGAGAUGGUCAGCUGGGUCGCUCUUCAAGCGUGAUUUUCAUCAUUCUAAUUGUUCUAAUAACUUUUUCGGAGGAAAUGUUCGUAAUUUCAUGUCUUUUUCUGUAAAUCUCACUGUAUUGCUGUCUCAAGUGGCCAUUUCAGCGACAAAAUAUCUGUAAAAACCACACAUUUUCUAUCUAAGUGUAUCGAAAAGAACCACAAGAAAAUUUUUCUGUCUAAAAACAUACCAAAGAAAAGCAGACGUUGUGUUCAUCGGAAUGUUAACUGGUGUUGAAAUCGAAUUAUUAUUAUUAAAUGUGAACCCAUAUAUAAAGUCUACAAUGAAAUGGAUUGUAUCUCAU
This is a messenger RNA of Phlebotomus argentipes, 2608 nucleotides long. It is a transcript of the gene Drl-2, whose product is annotated as tyrosine-protein kinase Drl. The record is from RefSeq and is a predicted model, not a curated record. Gene Ontology annotation, cellular component: signaling receptor complex. Gene Ontology annotation, biological process: axonogenesis; multicellular organism development; positive regulation of kinase activity. Bases 1 to 1917 code for a protein of 638 amino acids. The transcript has 13 exons. Gene Ontology annotation, molecular function: protein tyrosine kinase activity; ATP binding. NCBI's taxonomy places the organism in Eukaryota, Metazoa, Arthropoda, Insecta, Diptera, Psychodidae.